AUGAGACUUUCUAUCAUCGUUGCCAGCCUGUUGCCUUUGGCUUUUGCCAGCGUCAUUCCCGAAGUUGAGACUGUUGAACUUGACGCUCGCGGCGACAGUGGCUGCUAUCCCUUCCAAGCUCCCAAUUGCUGCAUCAACUACGCUGUCUGCCAAUGCAAGGAUGGUAAGGCUUACCAGUUCAACCAAGACCAAGGUGGUUGUCAACCUCCAUGGGGCUUCUUGGCCAACCGCGUCACGCAGCUGCCGGGCUACUGCUGUUAAGACAGGACAAGAUCGCGUUGCAGGGAGCAAAUUGAGCAGUGAAUUGGAGAGAAGCAGUCAGUGAUCUGGAGAGUUCGGCG
Molecule: messenger RNA, 341 nt
Organism: Aureobasidium pullulans EXF-150
Lineage: Eukaryota; Fungi; Ascomycota; Dothideomycetes; Dothideales; Saccotheciaceae
Exons: 3
Coding region: 1-261 (86 amino acids)
Source: RefSeq, a predicted model, not a curated record